GUGCAAGGGCAGGAGGAGGAGGAGAAGAGUAGAGGGGCGCGAAAGCCGCGAGGAAUUGAAACAUCCGCCCAACUGAUCAUGCUUGGGGUUUGCCAGCGCUUUUUCCCAUUUUUAUUUUUGGAGAGAGAAAGAAACAGAAAACAAAAUAUUUCAAAGUUUACGCACAACAAAACGCAGGGAAGCCAACAAGGUUGUCGCCUUUUCGUUUUCUUUAGAACAACGAAGAAAAGAGAAAAAAAAGAAAACAAAGAGAGGGAGAGAGAGAAUCGUAUCUUGGUACAAUCCGUCUUUGUUGUUGUUGGCAGAGAGACGGGAGAGAGGCAGCAGCAGGAGCAGCAGCUGUGUUUUGGAAGUUGGUCCGAAAACCCUCUCUCUGUCUCUCCUCACUGCUCACACAGCUAUGCUUUGGUUCGGGAUGGUUGGAAUUAAUUACUGAGAUAUUUGGCCUUUCCUCCUUCUUCUUCUUCUUCUUGUUUGUCAUCAAUCAUCAUCUUCGACUCAAUUAGCUAUGGCCCUGUAUAGCGAUCAUAAACCCAAGAGGCUUUAUCGAGUUUGGAAGGGGAGCAAUAGAUUCUUUUGUGGUGGGAGAUUAAUCUUUGGUCCUGAUGUCGCAUCAUUGUUUCUAUCCACACUCCUUAUUGCUGGCCCUGCCAUUGCUUUCUGCAUAAGGAUGUACAUAAAAAUCAGAGAUGAAAGUACCAAACAUGUUGGUCGCUGUUAUCCUGUAUUAGUUGUGGGCGCCAUACUCUCUGCAUUGGAUUUGACAUUUCUCUGCUUUACCUCUGGUAGAGAUCCUGGAAUUGUACCUAGAAAUUCAAAACCUCCUGAAUCAGACGAAGCAUUUGAUCUGACUACCCCAUCUAUGGAGUGGGACAAUGGUAGAACUCCUCAUUUAAAACUUCCUCGUACUAAAGAUGUAAUAGUUAAUGGCCACUGUGUGAAAGUGAAGUAUUGCGACACCUGUUUGCUUUAUCGUCCUCCCCGAGCUUCUCAUUGUUCCAUCUGCAAUAACUGUGUUAUGAGGUUUGAUCACCACUGCCCAUGGGUUGGUCAGUGCGUUGGAAUACGUAACUAUCGGUUCUUCUUUCUGUUUAUAUCAACCUCAACCAUCUUGUGCAUAUAUGUCUUUGUCUUUUCUUGGAUCAAUGUCCUGGAAAAGGAAAUUGGCAAUCACAGCAAUAUUUGGAAGGCGAUGUCACAUGAUAUUCUCUCAGUUUUUCUCAUAGUCUACUGCUUCAUAGCUGUAUGGUUUGUUGGUGGCCUUACAAUUUUCCAUUUCUAUCUGAUUUGCACUAACCAAACUACAUAUGAGAAUUUCCGGUAUCGAUAUGAUAAGAAGGAGAAUCCAUAUAACAAGGGAGCAGCACGAAAUCUCGGUGAAAUAUUUUUCUCCAAGAUCCCACCUUCAUUGAAUAAUUUCCGUUCAUUUGUGGAGGAAAGUGAGCAUAUGGUUCUGGGAUCAGUGACUCCAAACUUUGUGGAAGGUCGUAUUAGCUCGAAGGAGAAAAUUGACAUUGAGAUGGGAAAUAGGCUUGCAGAGGAUACUGGUCAUUCGCUUCCUGAAAUCUUGAGAAAUUUGGAUUACGUUGAUUUGGAGGACGAAUUGAAGACAAAGCAGGAAGGGGGAACAUCUUUUGAUCCAUUCUUUCUUGAUGAGCAAGAUGUGAAAAAAUCAGUUGAGAUGUCCAUUGCAGGGGAUGACAUGGUAAGAACUGAGCAAAGUUCAGCUUCUGAAAAUGGAGUUAGAGAAUUUAUGCAAAAUGACACUACCAAAGAUGGAAUGAGAUCAGUACAGACCUCUACUACAGGAAAUGAAGCUGAUACAACAGAGAAAAAUGUAGAAUGUCGCAAUUCUCAUCCAACCAUAGAGUAAUCUCUUUGAGUACAAAAUAGUGUCUUAGAUGGGAGGACUGUAAGUUGCCGAAAAGUAGAUGUGGAAUACAAGCUCAAGAAAGAUGUUGGAGAGGUUGGAAAAGGGGCAAAAUACCAGUCCAGUUUAAAGUUCAAACUCUUGUUUGUUGUAAGUUGUAAAUGUCACAUUUUGGUCGAAAUAAUGCAGAAAAUGCAGCACACGUGGUGUCCGUGAGCAUGAAAAAGGUUUGUAGUUUGUGUUGUAGGAUUAUCAUUUCUUACUUUGUUAACAUUUUUUUUUUUUUAAAUUCUUAUAUUAUGAUUUAGAAUAGAGAUUUAUCUUUCAUCAAUUAGAAUGGUGGAAUGUCUAGAACUGAUUAAUCUAAAAUGUGCUUGUUCCAUUUCAACAGGGAUAUGUAAUUAUGUAUUUUCUUUAUUA
This is a messenger RNA of Theobroma umbraticum, 2290 nucleotides long. Its product is annotated as putative protein S-acyltransferase 4. Gene Ontology annotation, molecular function: protein-cysteine S-palmitoyltransferase activity. Gene Ontology annotation, biological process: protein targeting to membrane; peptidyl-L-cysteine S-palmitoylation. Gene Ontology annotation, cellular component: Golgi apparatus; endoplasmic reticulum. The record is from RefSeq and is a predicted model, not a curated record. Lineage: Eukaryota; Viridiplantae; Streptophyta; Magnoliopsida; Malvales; Malvaceae.